GUUCAACAUCUUGCCUUCCAUCUCCCUUGAUCUUUGAUUGCAUCUCUGGCAGGCUGGACCUCCUCAAAAAUGCCUUCGAGUACUCUGCUACUCUGGUUCCUCUACGUGCUGGCGGUGACAGCUUCCGUCGUCCUGCCACGCUCAGAUCCGUGCAACCGAAGACAGACCAAGGAAAUUGAUGAUGCGAAUCAUUUAUUCAAUGCUAUCCACUCAUCCAUGCGACAAUGGGGAUCCUCAGUGAACCACAAUGGCAUGUCCUUAUUCCUAGCUCAAGUGCCCGCAGGGACCCAGUUCUAUCAUGGCACUCAUACAUCGACUCCUGUUCAGGGUAUGGAAUGGCUUGCCUUUGAGCCUGAACACGCCAGGAACUUCGCCGUCAAAUUCCCCAAGAAAAAUAGGCGGCCCCCACCACGAAGCCAGACAUAUGCCGCAGGACCACGGGCCGCGGUGGACAAAGGGAUACAGUACUCUAUCACAAAGGAUGGCAUGGCUGGGGAGGACAGCCCUGAGCGACCUGGUCUCCUGGAAGCCAUUUUCGGUAGUCCUAAAGCCCCGAGACUGAGGCCGGCCCCUUCUCCUAUGAAGCCUGGCUGGCUGCACACAUAUAAGACCAAGGCUUUGACCCCCUUACUGUAUAUCGACGGCAUGUCGGCAGGAAAGACAUCCAAAGGAACACUUGACGUUCAAGACAUCCUUCUUCUUAAUCGCACUGAUGCAGAUGAUGACCGAUUUUGGGAGUAUGAGCGUGCUAGUGGUCUGUGCAAGCUGUCCAAAGAGCGUUGGGGAGGCAAAAUCAAGGGCUUCAUCCGCAUGGAAGCUGGAUUUGAGAUCAUCAUGUGCUCCUUCGACCAAUCUCUCGAUUUCCAGACGGCCACCCGAGCAGGGUCAGCACUAUCCAAAGACUAUACACCAUCAAGGUCCAUAUGGAAUUGGAUCCAUGCCGUGGCCUCACGCUACGACGGCAUCGGUGGCCACCGUGUUACUCUAGACUACAACAACUUCGUCACGGCCUUCAGCCAUGACAUGGAUCUAUUUCUUCCAGACGCUCAUUUGCCCCGACUGACUAGCACCUCAGAUCAAGAUCUAAACACUCUUCGUUGUGAGCUGGACAAGGUGGUGAAUGACUGGGACAGCACGGAGGAUUUGAGUGCGGGACAGUUUACAGAUUGGCAAAGUGUCGCAGACAUGAUCGUGGCAAGAUAUGCGACCGAGCUGAAAUACUUGACAUCUGGGAGAAUUGUGGACCGAACUCAUUUUCUCAAGGAGCUCGACAGGCUGCUCGCUAAUUUCAUUGACUCUGAUGCACGAGAUUUUGACGCCGAAGUGGCACGCUGUGUGGCACAAAACAUGCCAGGCGGGCAAGUCAAACCGAGCUCGAUUGCCGGUCGUGCCUUGAGUUUGGUGUCGACCAGGAUCUGUUCCACACUCCUCCGUGCCUUCAGCACCCGUGUCGAUGUCGCUCAGGCUGUGGCUGACAUACAGUCACUCAUCACCUAUUUGGACUGGACCAUAUGGAAACGCUGCGACCAAUGUGAGUUGGGAAGGAUUUGUUUUACUCCGGUUUGGCCAUUCGGCUCCACUCAAGACUAUGAACAUCCCCAAUGUCGCAAUGAGUCCGAGUUGCAGUCUUCGUAUGGCUAUUGGGAUGAGCGCGGUGCGAUGCCAGCAAUGUAAGCGGUCGACUGGUCUCUCCUUUCCUCACGACGCCCACACUGGAAUGUUACGAGGACCGGGAAGCCAGAUGGAUGGAACUAGUGCUGGCGAAAGAAUUUUCUGAAGAUCUUGAACGCGGCAUAUGUUCCGCCUGUGAUUACUGAGCCGAGUAACCAGGUUAAUAUUUGCUUUUGGGAUUGUGACUUGAUAAUGACCUCGCUGUAUCGUGUAUUACUGAAACUGACGCGAGAAUAUUGGGUGGCCCAUCCCAGGCCAGGAGCGUAAUGGUACAAAAAUUCUUCGAUCUGCUUUCGCAGUUUAUAGACAGGGGAUGUGACUGAUGAUCUCAUCUCGGUGUAAUUGGCAAGUGCCAGAUCGGCGAUGGCGUGAGCAUCGGCUUUGCGUUCAUCUGUGUAAGCGGCAAGCGCUUCAUCGACGCGAGACAGCUGAUCGAGCUUGGAAAAAAGGACUCUGACAGAUUCAAGGCCGGCAUUCAUUCCCUGACCAUAGAAAGGCACCAUUGCGUGUGCAGCAUCGCCAACGAUGACGACCGAGUCGCUGAAAUGAUAAGGAGAGCACUUGAUAUUGAUCAGAGGGAGAUGCGGAUUUCGUCUGAAUUGCUGAACCAGGUCAUCCGGCCGGAUGUGAUCAGUCACACCCGGGAAGUAUUUGUCGAAUGUAGCCACAAUUUCAUCUUGACUGCUUUGUUCAAGCCUGUUGAAAAGACUAACCGGGCCAAAGAGGGUGCAAACAAAGGACUUGUCCAGGUUUGGUAAAGCAAUGAACAUGAAGGCUCCAGCUGGCCAGAUAUGGAG
Exophiala mesophila is the source of this 2468-nucleotide messenger RNA. RefSeq lists its product as uncharacterized. The record is from RefSeq and is a predicted model, not a curated record. The coding region runs from base 70 to 1674 and encodes 534 amino acids. Lineage: Eukaryota; Fungi; Ascomycota; Eurotiomycetes; Chaetothyriales; Herpotrichiellaceae. The transcript has a single exon.